Carassius auratus (goldfish) is the source of this 598-nucleotide messenger RNA. Its product is annotated as cytosol aminopeptidase-like. Gene Ontology annotation, molecular function: manganese ion binding; metalloaminopeptidase activity. The transcript is spliced from 3 exons. Bases 108 to 365 code for a protein of 85 amino acids. NCBI's taxonomy places the organism in Eukaryota, Metazoa, Chordata, Actinopteri, Cypriniformes, Cyprinidae. Gene Ontology annotation, biological process: proteolysis. Gene Ontology annotation, cellular component: cytoplasm. The record is from RefSeq and is a predicted model, not a curated record.
AGAUUGACAACACUGAUGUGGACUGACUGAUUUUGGUUGAUGCUCUGUGUUAUGCUCACAGUUUCAAGCCCAGAGCAAUAAUCAAUGUUGCUACACUUACAGGUGUCAUGGAUGUGGCCUUAGGCUCUGCUGCUGCAGGCGUGUUCACUAACUCUGGCUGUGGGAGCGGCUGCAUAAGUUCAGGUGGCGCCUGUACUGCUGCAACCUUCCUGAGAAAGUUUGUGACAGCUGAUCAUUGGGCUCAUCUCAACAUUGCUGGAGUCAUGGCCGAUAAUGAUGAAGUUCCAUUCCUGAGAAAAGGAAUGUCUGGAAGACCUACACCUACUUUGGUGGAGUUUGCUGCUGGUUUGGCCUCUGAACCCUAAUGUGACCUAUGUGAGCUUUGUCUUGGAUGCCUCAGAAGUACAGUAUAUCCAUGAUGAUCAGUGUUGAUGAUCAGCAAAAAAUGAUCAACACAGUGAAAGCAUUAAAAAAAUAAUAAUCAGUGAAGUUUUUACGGCACAAGAAGAACAGAAAACUGUUUCUAGUGGAAACUGCUGACAAGCAUUGCUAGAACCUACUAUACUGUUGCUAAAAUCUAGUUACUUUGUAAAAAGCA